Lactuca sativa (garden lettuce) is the source of this 1519-nucleotide messenger RNA. Its product is annotated as protein-protein interaction regulator family protein. Lineage: Eukaryota; Viridiplantae; Streptophyta; Magnoliopsida; Asterales; Asteraceae. The record is from RefSeq and is a predicted model, not a curated record. Gene Ontology annotation, cellular component: catalytic step 2 spliceosome.
UUGGAGGUGAAAAAUACAAUUUGGGUGAACAUAUUCUGAAUAAACGCAUCCAACGAAAAUAGGGGUUUUGCGAAGAGGUACAGCUCCGCUGAAACAAGGGUUUCUUGGAGGAAGAAGAUCACAGAGAGACGUCCACAGAUGGGAACCACCCAAGUCGAGAAGACUGAACAAGAGCUUCGGAAGGAGAUCGAAGAACUCCACCGUCAACAAUGGGAGAUUACAGAGCGGCUUCGUGAUCCUAGAGGUAUCCGCCGUGGAGGUAUGACUGCUUCUGGUCCACGUAAUUUCGCCGCCGGUGGUCCAGCUCGUCAGCGUGGUUUUGUUAGACCUGCGGAUAGGAACGAUUCAGAAGAUCAACCCGCCCCAAAGAGGCGACUUUCUUCCACUGUUGUGAAGAUUGAAGAAGGGGAGAUCAUCGAGGAUGCUGUGGAUGCUUCAAAGGGUGACGACAGCAACAAAGAAGCAACUCCAUGGGGAGGUAAUGCUGAGAACCAGAACAAUAGGAAGACAUCAAACUGGGCUAGGAGGGAUGGCGCUAAUAGAGCAUUCAAGGAUUCUGAAGUUCCUCCAUUUGAGAAUGUUCCUAGAGUGUUACCUAAAGAUGAGGACCCUAGCUUGGUUAAUAGGAAUAGAAGAAUGUUGGGACAACUCCUUGGAACUUUGGAGAAAUUUAGGAAAGAAGACGUGAAACUGUCUGGAUCAGAGGCGUUUAUGAGGAGAUCUGAUUCUUUGAAAAGAGCCGAGCAAAGAGCACGUGAAGAAAGUGAAAGAUUAAGGCAACAAGAACGUGAGCAAAUUGCAGAGAAAAGGCGAAGAGACUUGACUCUUAGAGCACGAGUUGCUGCUAAAGCAGAGGAGAAGAAAUUGGAACUGCUGUUUCUUCGGUGGAGUGAGCAUCAAAAAAAACUUGGCAAUUUUUUAAGGACCAAAACAGAGCCUGCUAUUUAUUAUUCAUUUGCAAAACCGCUUGAUCAAGAUUCAACUUUACUUGAGGAAAAGAAAGAGCAAGCAUUUCAAGAAUGGAAGGCUAUGAGGAGAGAGGAAUUAUCUCAAUACCAAAAUCAAAUUGUUGAAAAGUAUGUUGCCAAUGUGGAAAAAGAGCUUGACAGGUGGCAAAACGGGAGAAAACCAAGAAACGGAGGAAACAACAAUGAUACGUUAAACUUACAAGAAACAAUGGACAAAGAGCUUGAGACACAUAGACUUGAACAUGGGCCCAAGACACGUAAGAUCCCAGGUGGAGAUGCUAACGAGGAUGAGGAUGACGUGGAAGAUAUUAAUGUUGGGGAAGAUGACAUGAUGGAUGACGUGUUGGAUGUUGAUGAUAAUGUGAAGCCUGAUGCAGGCGAUCCCAGCCCACCGGAAAAUAAAGAUUAAAUAUAAUUAUUAAGGUCGUGGAAUUGAUUUUGUUAUUUUAUUAAUGCUGAGUGUGGGCAUGUGUACUUUUUUUCUUUUCUUUUUGGAGUUUUGUUGUAAUUGAAUGAUUUGGUGGUAUUUAAUUUUAAGGGCAUUAAAGAUA